This is a messenger RNA of Meloidogyne enterolobii, 897 nucleotides long. The record is from the annotation of a GenBank genome assembly. Lineage: Eukaryota; Metazoa; Nematoda; Chromadorea; Rhabditida; Meloidogynidae.
AUGGGCACAGGUCUCGACUACCAAACACUUGGAAAUUUGGAUCGUAACAUUUUUGUCAAAGGGAAGAAAGGUGGUAGCAGUCCCAAAACCCAAGCUGGGGGUCCAUUGCCAAAGCUAAAGGAAGAAGAACAUGAUGCUGGAAUGGGAGGCGGUUCAGAAUACAAAACACUUGGAAAUUUAGACAAGAACAUCUUUGCGAAAAACGAGAAAAAGGCAAAGCCUCUCCCAAAGCCGAAAACAAAGGACGAAAGAGAUGAUCAACAAGGAAUUGGAGAAGGGGCUGACUAUCAAACUCUGCAAAAUCUCGAUAAAAAUAUAUUCGUCAAAAGCGAAAUUAAAACAGAUGAGAGCGAAUACGAUAAGAAGGUUAAAAAGAAGACAAAGAAAAAGAUCGAAGAAGAAGAUGAUGAUGAAGGAACGAAGAGUGAACAUGACAGGAAAACGAAGAAAAAGGCUCCCGUGAAGAAGACAAAGCCUCAACAAAAGCCUAAAACAAAAGAUGAGAGGGAAGAUCAGCAAGGCCUAGGUGAAGGAGAAGAUUACCAAACACUGCAAAAUCUCGACAAAAAUAUAUUCGACAAAAAAGGCAAACAAAAAGAGGAGACCGAGGAGGGGACGACAAGUGAACAUGAGAUCAAGAAGACGAAGAAAAAGAAGAAAGUGAAAAGUGAUGAGGACGUGAAGGGGAAGAAAAAUAAAAAAGGGCCAACUAAAGAAACUAAAAAAGCGGUAAAGAAGAAGCCAGUGUCGGAGACGAGUCUUUCAAGAUCAGAAGUUAGUCCAGAUACAAAGAAAACCAAAAUUAGUGGCAAAGUCAAAUCACGUCAUAAUAAGACUUAUUCUUUGCAUGGUCUAAGCGAGUUGGAAUUAGAUCCGGAUUUGGAAGAUGAAGAAUAA